Messenger RNA from Scylla paramamosain (green mud crab), 962 nucleotides. RefSeq lists its product as uncharacterized. The record is from RefSeq and is a predicted model, not a curated record. Bases 67 to 501 code for a protein of 144 amino acids. Lineage: Eukaryota; Metazoa; Arthropoda; Malacostraca; Decapoda; Portunidae. The transcript is spliced from 5 exons.
UCCCUUUUCGGGCGUGCCUGGCAGCGCCGAGCAGGCUCAGCAUGGACCUACCAAGAUGGACUAAGGAUGAUACUGGAGGAAGACAAUGCUAUCAUUGUUGACAGAACAACUGUCACCAGUAUCCUGCACACCAGUUUUGCCAAGAAAAUGUCUUGUCCAUUGUGGAUGACAAGGGAAACGAUUGUGAGUUACGUACUUGGUCUCGGAUUUCCAAAAAAUUCAAGAUUAAAACCCAAUCUAGAUAAAGUGAUCAGGAGUCUUCGAGAACAUGGUCUACUUAAUUACUGGAUGCGAAGAGAGCUGCAAAACGCCACGUACUGCCUUAUCCCACCCGGGGCAGAGCCUUCAGAACAACGCUCGCUCAAGUUUCAAGACUUUUAUGGAAUUUUUUUUUUACUUUUCGCAGGUGAAUGUAUAUCUUUGACAGUGUUCUUAGCUGAGGUUACAAGGGGCAAGAUGAGCCGCAUCACUUCAUCCAAAGUGAUCCAUACUGCAAAGUGACCAUGAGGCGUUUACCAGUUAAAGGGCGAGAUGAUACAGACGCGACGUUAUGAUCAAAGGAGCCCAACGGAGAAGACGGAAUGAUAGAAUAAGCAAUUAAUAAUAGUAAUUUGACGAAUGAUUGUACAAUUAAUUGAAGGAGCCGUUAAGAGAAUUAGGCAAUUUAUCGGUCUGCCUCAGGAGCACUAUUGUUAUUUUAUAUUUUUCAUACGCUGAUGUAUUUCCGAUGAUGUAAUGUUCCCUAUCACAGUCACAUUUUUAUUUUCAAGCUUUCAUACCUCCUAAUAAUAGUGUAAUUAAUUGUGUUAGACUGUCACUGAAACUGUAAGUGCAGUCCUGCUUGUUUAUCAUACAUACUUCCAGAAUCUGACGACUGUUUUAUCUACUUAUUUAUUAUUAUUAUUAUUUUUUUUUUUUUGUGAGUGUGUGUGUGUGUGUGUGUGUGUGUGAGAAUAUCCAGC